AAUUUUCAUUUAAACGAUUGUGGCAAAUUUUCAUUUAAAUGAUUAUAGCAAAUUUUCAUUUAAACGAUUGUGGCAAAUUGACAUUUGAACGAUUAUGGCAAAUUUUCAUUUAAACAAUUUUUGUAGCGCGAUUGUUAGCUUAAGUCGCAAUCGAUUUAGUAUUCGGUCGAUUAUAGUCGACUCGUGAUUCUUAAUAGUCGUUAAAACAAUGUUAUCUACAAUCUAUAAGACAUUUUAUACAUGUUUUUCUAUGCAAUUAAAAUUUAAAAAUGUUAUAUAUUUGAAGUAGAUUUUAAAGUGUAUACAUAAGUAUUUUAUUAUGUCAAAUAAUUAAUUGUUAUCUGUCAAGAGCCGUCAAAAAUAAUAGACUUUCGUUCCCAAAUCCCCCUUCCUAUUCCUAAUUACCUACAUCGUCUGGAAAAACCAUUGUCGGGUACUGGCGUUAUCGUCGUUUGAUAUAUUCGUGCGUGAGUGUAACAAAAUAGCAAAAAUUGCUUGAAGUUAAUGUAAAUUAGGACUAAUUUUACUCAAAACAUUAUGUUAUUGAAAUUGUGUUAGUUGCAUCGUCUACGCAUCCAUACGAAUCUAUAAUAUUUUAGGCUUUAUUGUACAAAAUUAAGUUUCUUUUUAAGAUUUUAUGGAUUUUCUUUUUAUGUGAUAAUAAAUAGAGUGAUCUAAAUAUCCGUGAGUUAAAUUUAAAAGUUUUCGUUCCCAUUACCUUGCUGCUAAGGAAUUAAAUCGAAGUGAAACGUUUUCGACUGAUUGUGGUACUUUAUGGACGCCAUGUUGUUAUUUACUCUUUGAUUUUUCACUUUUUUUGUUAUGGGUUUUGUGUGUUGUGGAUAAAUCUGUGUGUGAGCAUGUUGGAAGAUGUUCCCAUACACGGAAGUCGCAGUGAUUUCAAGACCAAGCCUCCUACUCACCAAAGAAACCUUAGUUUGGAUUUUAGACAUGUGACGGGCGCGAAUGGGCCGCCGGCGGGAUGCGGCCACCAAAGGAACAGAUCUUUGGAUUCUGUUUUACAAAGGAUACCGGAGGAUAUGACACCGACAUCGCCGGACGGUGCACCGCUUCGAAUAUCGUGCGAAGCGCCUGCGCCAAGACUCGCACUACCACCCGAAGUUCCCACUGGGUCCGAUGACUCUGGCAUUCAUACUCCACCAGACGGAAAUGAUGAAGAAAGACCUCAACCUCCUGCCGCUGCCAGAUCAAGAGAGAGUCUCGAUUCGGGCAAUCCAGAAGAAACUGAGAAACCUCCGGAUCCGCCCGAUGCUGUUAGCGAACCGCCAGCUACGACUAGUAGCGCUACAGAAACGGCAAAAAACAAAGACUUUCUUCUACGACUUUUUGAAAGUAAACUGUUUGAUAUGAGUAUGGCUAUUACGUAUCUUUUCAACUCUAAAGAACCCGGUGUGCAAACCUACCUAGCUAACAAAUUGUUCUCAUUCCCACACGAAGAUGUAGACUUUUACCUCCCACAAUUAGCUACAAUGUACAUUGAAAUGGGAGACGUAGCGGACGUUUUACGACCAUAUUUGGUGUAUCGGUGUAAACAAAGUGCACAGUUUUCCCUUCGACUAGCGUGGUUAUUAACAGCGUUUAGUGGAGAUGCAAAGAGGUCAAGAGCGACAAAGUUAAAAGACUCUAUUCUGGCUGAGGAAAUCAGGCCAGCUGCAAGGCGAGGUCAUCACAGAUCGCAAUCUGAUGCCUCUGCGUUGAGGUUAGCUACGCCAUCAGGAAGGCAUUUGGGAGACCUCGCCUCUGGCCGUGCCUUUGAAAAUGGUUGUCUUUGCGGUGAGCAAUGUUCAUGCGGGGCGCCAAGGUUAGAGCCUCAAACAAAGUUUCUCACAGCUCUCACGAAUAUUGGCCGACAGCUUGCCACCGUGGCUGACAAAGAACGACGGAACGGUCGUCUUCGAGCUGAACUAGCCACUUUGGACCUCAAUCUGCCAGCACGAGUCUGGCUACCUCUACAUCAGAAAUCUCACUACGUCUUGAGAAUACCGUCUCACGCCGCUGCUGUUCUCAACAGCAAAGAUAAGGCUCCGUACAUAAUGUACGUCGAAGUGCUGGAGACAGAAGGGCACGAGCCUCUCCCGCCCCGCCUGUUGCCACCUGCUCCUCCUGCGCCUCACUCGCCGCCGAUCAGACACACGAAGAGCGAAGAGAAUCUCGUGCCGGAAUGGCCGGCGCUCUCGCUCUACUCGGCGCUCGAUGACGCCGACGCGGGCGAUUGUUGGAGCCACGACGACGAGGACCUCAGCACGCAGUACGCCGCUAAACCGCCGGCGCCCGACUGCUUAUCGCAAGUGUCGGCGCUGUCGGCGCUAUCGGUGACGUCGGCGCAGUCGACGUCGUCGUGCGGCUCGCGCGAGUCGCUGGCGGUGGGCGCGGGCGAGGUGCGGCGCCGGCUGGCCGACGCGACCGCCGCGCCGCCGCCCAACGCCUUCCGCCACGACCCCGCCGACCCCUCCGCGCUCGCGCUCAAGGAAUCGUGGGAGAGCAAGCUGGCUCGCAUGCGUUCGAUCUCGCCGUACGGCUCGCUGGGCGGCUGGCGGCUGCUGGGCUGCAUCGUGAAGGUGGGCGACGACCUGCGCCAGGAGAUGUUGGCGGCGCAGCUGCUGCGGCGCCUGCAGGCCGUGUGGGAGCUGGAGCGCGUGCCGCUGCGUCUGCGCCCCUACGAGAUCCUGUGCCUGGACCGCGAGUGCGGCCUCAUACAGCCGGUGCUGAACUCUGUGUCCUUACAUCAAAUCAAAAAGCAAUCGGGGAAGUCACUGCGUGCGUGGUUGGAACUCGAGCAUGGGCCGCCUAACAGCGAGGGCUUCAUGCGAGCACAAAAGAACUUCGUCCAAUCUGCUGCCGCAUAUGCACUUACUAGCUAUCUAUUACAACUGAAAGACAGGCACAAUGGGAACAUUUUAUUGGACAGUGCAGGGCACAUCAUUCACAUAGACUUUGGAUUUAUUUUCUCCAUAUCACCGAAGAACUUAGGUUUUGAAAGUUCUCCAUUUAAGCUGACGAGUGAGUUUGUAGAGGUGAUGGACGGUGAGAGCUCGGACAUGUUUGCGUACUUUAAGAUUCUCAUCCUGCGCGGUCUCAUCGCGGCACGCAAGCACUGCGACCAGAUCAUACACCUUGUCGACGUCAUGCGGAUGGGUGGUCAGCUGGCGUGCUUGCGCAGCAGCAGCGCCGUGUCUGCAUUCCGCGCACGUUUCCACCUCGGGCGCACGGAGCCGCAGUUGCGAGCGCUCGUGGACCGCCUCGUACGCGACGCGCUGCACUCACUCAGCACGCGCCUCUACGACAACUACCAGUACUACACCAACGGGAUCCUAUAACCCGUCCUGACGACCACCGCACAUCGGACUACACUAUGACUCACGCAUAUAUAUAUUUUAUUUAUUUUUUUGUGCACUUCUUGCUAUAUUAUACCAUCGCAGUCUGACCGACUUGCAACUGAGUCACUUCACGCAAAACCGGUAUAUAAACUCAAUUAAAUAAUUACUUUUCUUCCUUCACAUGCGACCAACUCUGUAACAGGAUAUCUGAAUUACAGACAUAACUUCUCAUCACUUCGUAAAUUUUCUUUGAAUGAUUAUAAUUACAGUAAAAUAAAUAUUCGAAGAAAUAUUAACUUACAUUUAUAUAUUAUUCACUUUCUAGGAUGAACAGAAAAACUCCAUCAAAAAUCAUCCCUAUAAAGUGAUUUACUAAGUCGCUUUACUAUUAAAUUUGAAGUAUAUGUUAUUGAGAAAAACUUUGAACAAUUGAAAAUUUAAUAAUCAUUUUAUCAGUGGCUGCACUGAAAAUGUUAUUAAACAAAUGAUCACCGAUUCGGAAUGAACUAUUAUAAUAAAAAUAAUGUCAUGUAAUGAGUGUGGUUUAAAAAAGUAAUGUACGGUUUUUAAAGGAUAAUAUGAUAUAAAUUAUUGAAUUUAUAAUAAGAUUCUAAUAUUUGCGCUGUCGGUUAUACUUUAAAUAGAUUUGUGUUAUGUUUUUAUACAAAAGUCUUUAAAUUAGUCUUUAAUUUUUAAUAUUUUAUCAUGUAAAGAAUUAUUUUUAUGGGACGAGAAUUAUCGUUAUAUUUAUUUACUUUUGCGUCUAAAUGACGUUACAGAUUUUUUAAUUUUAGUGCCAUACCCUCCUGAGACCGAACAAUCAGAAUGGUAUGCGAAGACUCAUCAGAUAUAACUUAUCACGAAAGACAUCACACUGAUACUUAUAUAUAAUGUACAUUUGUAGCAAAAACUUUCAUAAAAAAUAUUUAUAUUUUGCAAAAUAUUCUUCAAGCAAAUAUUGUUUGUAAUUCUGAUAUUUUCAAAAAGAUAUUGUUUUAGUUUAUAUUUUAUUUUGAACAAGUAGGCUAACAUAACAUUUUUCGCUCAAUGUGAAAUAAAUGGAAACACACUUUGUCCCGUCCAUUAUUAACUAGUAACUAGAAUUUCACUUAGCACUUUAAUAAAUUUCUUGAAAACUAAGAUGAGCAUGAACAAGGCGAUAUUAAAAGAACCCAAAAUUUUCAAGGAAUUAUACGAAAAUAUUUACUGGCUAGUUUUCUCGGUCUGUGUCCACUAUAUUGCAUAUAAAUUGCAACUUUUGAAAAUGUAAAUAUUAAGAGAUUGAUAAUUUUUGCAAUGAGAAGACUGAUUGUUUCACGGAUGAAAAGAGGUUAGAAUUAGGUUCUAUAAUUAAAUAAAUUUAAGUUUUAACAUGUACAUAUAAAAUUGUUUUUGAAUAAAAAUUUGAAUGUGAUUUCAAAAGUUGUUCGCAGACAAUCGCCAAAAUGUCGAUAAGAGGAAGCAUGAUCUAGUUAGUAAACUAUUAUUAUUAAUAAUAAUAAAUGAAUUUAUUGUUGAUUAGAUAGGUAUGCUAAAACACCAAACUGUGUACUAAUACCAUUGUAUUUUGACUGGAAAAUGUAAAAAAGGGUUUGUUUUUCCUGUCGUGCUAGAGUUUAUUAGCAAAUUGAAUACCCAAAUAUGUACAUCAAGGCAAUCGAUAAUUUUAAAUUAUCAGAAGUGUGGAGUUUUAAAAUAUAUAUUACAAUGAUAUUUUUCAAUUCUAUCAAAUUUCUAAAACCAUUGGUAAUUUAAAAACACUCGCAAUCACAACGUUUCCGAUUACUUCCGUACUUUCCGUAAUGACUUCAUACCAAAUUCGAGUAUUUGCAUGAAUAUAACUGCUGUUUGAAAUAUACUAAUAUGUUCAGCAAAAUUGCUUAUAUAAAGUUAUGCUUCCGUUGUAUAAUAUAAAUUACAAUGAAUAGAUUGAAAAAUGUAAUGUUUGCUUUGAAAAAUGGAUGUAAAAGCUUGUUGCUUUAUGUUAUGUUUGUAUUGUAAUAUAAAAGCUUAUCCGGAUAUAUUGAUUUUAAAAAUAUACAAUGACACCAUUAAUAUGUCAUAGUUUUGUACUCUAACGAACUAAUUAAAUAUACUUUCGUUAACAAUGAUAAAAAAAAAUAUAAAUGAUCACAAAUUUAUUUUUUUCAGUGUAAACAAUUUCUUAAGUUUUAUCCAUUUCUUUUCAUUUUUAAUAUCUCAUUACAGCUAUUCAAAGUAGCUCAUUAUACUUUGAAAAUUUUACUUAGAAUAUUUAGACUGUAAAUAUAUUUGUUUCAUACAAUGAUAAUGUUUCUCCUCAAAAUUAAUUAUUCAUGUUAUUUAUCCAAUGUGUACAGAUAAAUA
Nymphalis io (European peacock) is the source of this 5684-nucleotide messenger RNA. RefSeq names its product phosphatidylinositol 4-kinase beta (gene fwd). Gene Ontology annotation, molecular function: 1-phosphatidylinositol 4-kinase activity. The record is from RefSeq and is a predicted model, not a curated record. Gene Ontology annotation, cellular component: cytoplasm; membrane. Gene Ontology annotation, biological process: phosphatidylinositol-mediated signaling; phosphatidylinositol phosphate biosynthetic process. The coding region runs from base 861 to 3338 and encodes 825 amino acids. The transcript is spliced from 10 exons. NCBI's taxonomy places the organism in Eukaryota, Metazoa, Arthropoda, Insecta, Lepidoptera, Nymphalidae.